AUCGAAAUCCAAAGUCGAUGUUGUUGCUCCACCUCUAUUGCUGUGACAUAUUAAUUAAAAUCAUUUUUUCAUAACAUUAGCACAGUAGGAGCGGAGAAAAACAACAACAAUACGAAGCUAGGACAGAUACAAAUUAAAUUUAAAUUUUUCAUAGAAAUUACUUUAUUUUUUCACACACACACGCCCGCUUACACACGUUUGUUCAGAGACGGAGACAGAAAUUACGGAGAACAUAAAAUCAAAAUGAGUAUUUUAAGUGUGCGCUAUCUGGUCCAGAAGUUCAUCCGCCAGGCAAACAUAUUGGCCAACAGGCGGGUACUGGGGCCCACGGUCCAGCGACCGCCACCGGCGUACGGUUCUCUCCGGUCGGCACACAGCAGCCUGUAUCAAAUGGUAAAGAAACGCACUCUCGAGGCGCGCACCAAAAUGCAAGCCAAUAAAUAUCCCAACAAUCAAGCCUGCGUAACCACACCAGUCGCCAGCGAGUGCGAAGAGAAUGUGGAUACCACCAAUCCCGUCCCACCGAUACCGUUCGCCACCACCUCAACCACUGCCACUUCCAACUUUCAAGCUCCCGCCCAAGUCGAUCCACUGUUCAAAGUGGGCUUUGCCGACUGCAAGAGCAUCUGUAGUGCCAAGGAGGUCCUGAAGUCAUCGGACUGCGAGACACACACUUCUGCCCCCCAUAUGGAUGUCUGCAAACCAAAGUCUGCCUGCGAAGAGUUCAAGCGCAAAAGGCAGGAGACGAGUUGCAAUGAUGAUGGCGGUUCCGAUGGAAAAGAUGGCGAGGAUGAGUGCGAGUGCCGGAUGAAGGAUUUGCGUUUCAAGUGUAUCCUGGGUGCACUGGCUGCCCUGCUAGCUGGAGGAUUUCUGGCUUGGUUCCUUGCUCGUGUAACAGAUGACACCGAAGCCAACAGGAUACGGGACGAGAUGGACCGAAAGAAACGUAACCUGGUAGCUGGAUUAGUCACAAGUCCACCCAGUUCCGAAUCCCUGCCAAAGCAUGUCCCGUACCUGAUCAUCGGCGGCGGCACCGCUGCUUUCUCCGCCUUCCGUGCCAUCAAGUCCAACGAUGCUACCGCAAAAGUGCUGAUGAUCAGCAACGAGUUCCGCAAGCCCUACAUGCGUCCGCCCCUGUCCAAGGAGCUCUGGUAUACGCCCAACCCCAACGAGGAUCCCAUCAAGGACUAUCGCUUUAAGCAGUGGACGGGCUCCGAGAGGAGCUUGUUUUUCGAACCAGACGAGUUCUUUGUAGAUCCGGAGCACCUGGCGGACAGUAGCAAUGGUGGAAUAUCUGUGGCUCAGGGAUUCGCCGUCAAGAAAGUGGACGCCCAGAAGCGCAUUGUGACGCUAAACGAUGGCUAUCAGAUCUCGUACGAUACAUGCCUUAUUGCCACCGGUUGCUCGCCAAAGAACCUGGACAUGUUCCGCGACGCAUCGCCCAGUGUUAAGGAAAAGGUGAUGGUGUAUCGCACCCCGGACGACUUUGAUCGACUGCGUCGCCUGGCGGCGGAGAAGCGAUCGAUUACCAUUGUGGGUAAUGGCUUCAUUGGCAGCGAGCUGGCCUGCUCCCUGGCCCAUUACGCCAAGGAGAACAAUGGCGGCAAAGUCUAUCAGGUGUUCCAGGAGGAGGGCAACAUGUCGAGGGUCCUGCCGAAGUAUCUUAGCCGUUGGACAAUGUCCAAGAUGGAAGCCCAGGGCGUUUGCGUCAUCCCGAAUGCCAGUGUUAAGGCCGCGACGCGAGACAAUAACAAUCUUAAGUUGGAGCUUAACAAUGGCAUGACCCUCAUGUCGGACGUGGUGGUCGUCUGUGUGGGCUGCUCCGCCAACACGGAGCUGGCGAGUCCUAGCAGUCUAGAAGUGGAUCGCAGCUUGGGCGGCUUCGUGGUUAAUGCUGAGCUGGAGGCCAGAACAAAUCUGUAUGUGGCCGGAGAUGCUUCCUGCUUUUACGAUCCACUUCUGGGCAGAAGACGAGUCGAGCACCAUGAUCACUCCGUUGUCUCUGGUCGUUUGGCCGGUGAGAACAUGACUGGAGCCAAGAAACCGUAUCAGCAUCAGAGCAUGUUCUGGUCGGAUCUGGGUCCAGAGAUUGGCUACGAAGGAAUCGGUCUGGUUGACUCUUCGCUGCCCACAGUCGGUGUGUUUGCCUUGCCAACGAAUGUGGCCAAGCGGGUGGACAAGCUGCCCGAGUCGCCGGAGAACCAGGGCUCCCAGAGCUCGGAUAGCUCGUCGCUGGAGAAGAGUGACAAGCCCGGUGUUACCUGUGAUCCCGAAGAAUCGGAAAACUAUGGCAAAGGUGUAAUCUUCUAUUUGAAAAACGAUAAAGUCGUUGGCAUUCUGCUGUGGAAUCUUUUCAAUCGAAUAGGAUUAGCUAGGACGAUAAUCAAUCAGAAUGCAAAGUACGAUGACCUCAACGAGGUGGCCAAGCUGUUCGAGAUCCACGCGUAGAGCACCGAGUGUCCCCCCAGUGGAGUGGACAUAGAAACAAAUAUCCUGGAAUGCAAAUCAGCCGCCGCCACCGAACAGAAAUCAGAGUUUAGCAUUUAAAUCUGUGUGUUUCUAACGCAAUAUACAUAUAUACGAAAAGCUAAUCUGAAACUGGAUACGAACGGCAACGGCACAAUGCAACAGAAAUUUUAGUUUUAUUAUUUUUGAAGUAAAUCCCAUUUUUUUUUUUAUAAUCAACGACGACAUUCAUUUGGUGUAUCUGCAUGUAAAUAUUUUAAGAGACGUGGAUACGCGGUCAUCUGUUGAGGAUUUCUGUGCCUUUCUUUUCCUAAUAAACAAUGGCUUUGGACGCACA
Molecule: messenger RNA, 2803 nt
Organism: Drosophila bipectinata
Lineage: Eukaryota; Metazoa; Arthropoda; Insecta; Diptera; Drosophilidae
Gene: AIF
Product: Apoptosis inducing factor
Biological process (GO): mitochondrial respiratory chain complex assembly; apoptotic process
Cellular component (GO): cytoplasm; mitochondrion
Molecular function (GO): NAD(P)H oxidase H2O2-forming activity; FAD binding; protein dimerization activity
Source: RefSeq, a predicted model, not a curated record